Messenger RNA from Eptesicus fuscus (big brown bat), 3059 nucleotides. It is a transcript of the gene CRACDL, whose product is annotated as CRACD like. Bases 122 to 3028 code for a protein of 968 amino acids. NCBI's taxonomy places the organism in Eukaryota, Metazoa, Chordata, Mammalia, Chiroptera, Vespertilionidae. The record is from RefSeq and is a predicted model, not a curated record. The transcript is spliced from 10 exons.
CGCGCGGGUCGGACUCGGCCGUCGGGAGGCCCCGCCACCUGCUGCGUGGCGCCUGGCCGCAGGGCCCGCGGGGCCGGAGCCCGGGCCAGGGCAGCGCCGCCCGCCGUGCAGGGAGCUGGACAUGAUUUCCACAAGGGUGAUGGACUUUAAGCUUCGGGAGGCUGCUGAAGGCCUGGGGGAGGACAGCUCAGGAAAGAAAAAGUCCAAGUUCAAAACGUUUAAGAAGCUCUUCGGGAAGAAGAAGAGGAAGGAAUCGCCUUCCUCCUCGGGAGGCAGCACCUGGAAGCAGAGUCAGGCGAAGAGUGAGGUCACUGCCAUCGAGGCAGGGCCAGUGGGCUACGACUCGGAGGAUGAGCUCGAGGAGUCGAGGGGCGCGCUGGGCGGCCGGGCCCUCUCGCAUGACAGCAUUUUCAUUCCGGAGUCGGGACCGGACCCCACGCGGCCCGUGCGGGUGUUUUCCCAAGAAAACGUGUGUGACCGGAUUAAGGCCCUGCAGUUAAAAAUACAGUGCAAUGUGAAAAUGGGGCCGCCCCCCCCUCCGGGGGGCCUCCCUGCCCAGCGGGGAGAUGACCCCGGCAUGAGUUCUGAGGACGAUGGGCUGCCCAGGAGCCCCCCAGAGAUGUCCCUGCUGCACGACAUCGGUCCCGGCACAACCGUAAAGGUCUCUUUGGUUUCCUCGUCCCGGCCGCCCUCUCCAGACCAGCCCUCCUCCAGGCCCCCGAGCGACGCCCCCGCCGGCGCCCGGACCGCGGCCAGCAGUGUGGCGCCCGUGGCUGAUUUCAGCUGCCCCCCCGAAUCCUCCUCCUGCUUGGACAACUCCGCAGCGAAGCACAAGCUCCUGGUUAAGCCCCGCAACCAGCGCUCAAGCAAAAUGAGGCGCCUGUCCUCGCGGGCGCAGUCCGAGUCCCUGGGCGACCUGACCUGCACCCCCGAGGAGGAGGAGUCCGACGAGAAGCCGGUGCCCACAGUCGGCGCAGAGGAGACGCCCAGUGCUGAGCAGCAGGCUGGGCCCGGGGGACCGGCCCCCGUGCUGCUGCCUGGGGGGCCCCGUGCCAGGCGGGCGCGUCUGCAGCACUGCCCCGCGCUCAGUGCCAGCGCUGAGGAGGAGGAAAGCCCCCCUGGGGACAACCCCUCCAGCCGCCAGGCCACCCCAGAGGUCACGGAGGUCACGGAGCCCGUGCCAGGCCCAGCCCCCUGCUUGGAGUGCCCACUUUUGCCAGAAGACUCCCCACACCCUGAUCCCGGCAGCAAACCUCACAGGGAGGAGCCAUCCCUUGAAAGCGCAUGUCCACCCUCUGAGGACGCAGCUGGUGAGGUGGGUAGUGCUUCUGGAGACGCUGAGAGUUUGUCUCCCCACGUCGCUGAGGAAGACACGGCACCUCCUGGGACCCGCCCCGCCAUCCCCUUGGAGACUCCCCCUGGUCCGGACGGGCCAGGCCACGAGGAGGCGGAAGAGGCGGAGCUGACGCUGGCAGUGCCCGGUCCCGAGGGCGCAGAGGGCGCAGAGGCAGAGUGCUCUGAGGACCUCGCCCCAAGCCCCCCAGCCUCCAAGAGCUGCUUGAAGCACAAGGCCCCGGCGAGCAGGAGCCUCAGCGUGUCCCCCACGCCGCCCGCCUCCGAGUCACCUCCACAGGAGCCCACCCCCUGUGCCCUGGACAAGGAAGCCGCCCCCCUGGAGUCCCCCAGGGCUGAGCAGGGCGAGUCCCCACAGCAGGGAGCCGGGAGGGAGGCACCGGAGCAGAAAAUCGGGAGAGGAGGCAGCAAGCCCCGGGGCGGGAAGAAGUUCUCAGUGUCCUCGGGCCGGGCGUGGCCACACACAGGCCACAGGGAGCGGCCGGCGCGCCCGGGCCCCCCGGGCCUCCCGGGCCCCACUGCCGCCCCCUCCACUGUCCGGCUGCCCCUGCUGAGGAGCAGGCCGGCCUGGAGGAGCGAGGCCGCCCUCGAUGACCCCCAGGCGCCCCCAGAGCGCCAGAACCCAAAACUGGAGCCUCAGGAGCCACCAUCACCCGCUGAGCAUGGCUCUCAGGAGUCGGGGAGCAGGGUGGCCAGCCAGGCCAGGCCCAGGCAGAACCCCCCGGAGGCAGUGACCACACCGGCCACAAGAGAGCCCCGCCCCUCCGCCCAGGAGCCACUCCCAUGUGGGGACAGGAGCCCCUUCCCCAUCAAGCUCCGGUCCACGUCUCUCUCCUUCAAACACAGAGACGUGUCCGUGCCGGAAGGGAAAGGAGUCAAGAGGUACAGUGCUGAAGUCAGGCUAGAAAAAGGAGGACUGACUCUGCUCAUAAAAGAUGACAAGUGUCACGCGGGGGCGGCCCCCACGAUUCGGGGAACCAGGUCCCCCAACGGCCAGGGGAAGGGGAAGGCCCGGUCAUCAGAGCAGAUGGGCUUCAAGCCACCCCUGCCCAGGAAGCCGCUUCUGCAAGCCCUCACCCUCCCGUCCCCGCCCGCGUGCCCCGCUGUGGGCCCCGGAGAGCUGGACAAGGCCGCACCGCCCCCGGGCCCCAGGAAGGAGAGCCGGCCGGUGGAGAAACGGCUGCCCCGCCGGGGAGCUGAGAAGGGCCUGCCUCCCACAGCAUCGGGGCCUGGAGCCGAGGGCCAGUCUGGGCCACCCUGGAUCACCAUCACCCCACAGAAGCGGCGAGGGGCCCCGGAGCAGCCACCCAACCAGGAGGACAAGCCUGGGGCCCAGACCCCGGAGCCUGAAAUAGGAAAGCCAGCCAAGGCACCCGAGAGGGCCCAGGAGCCCGUGAGGCAGGCCGACUUCAUCCGCAGCAAGUCUUUCCUGAUCACCCCGGUGAAGCCCUCCGUGGACCGAAGGCAGGGGCCCAAGCUCUGCCUCCAGGAGGGGCUGCAAAGAGGGAUCUCCUUGUCCCAUCAGAACUUGGCAGCUCAGUCGGCAGCGAUGGCGGAGAGGGAGCUGCACCAGCUGAAGAGAGCCAGCUAUGCCAGUGCAGAGCAGCCAUCCUGGAUGGAACUUGCCAGAAAGAAGUCUCAAGCUUGGAGUGACAUGCCCCAAAUUAUAAAAUAGGUUGACAGUGUGUGAUGAUAAAUGUCCACCA